Messenger RNA from Scleropages formosus (Asian bonytongue), 2874 nucleotides. It is a transcript of the gene ccdc78, whose product is annotated as coiled-coil domain containing 78. The record is from RefSeq and is a predicted model, not a curated record. Gene Ontology annotation, cellular component: cytoplasm. Lineage: Eukaryota; Metazoa; Chordata; Actinopteri; Osteoglossiformes; Osteoglossidae. The coding region runs from base 858 to 2471 and encodes 537 amino acids. The transcript has 14 exons.
UAAUUCAAAAAUUUAACUGGAAUUUUCAUCCAGGUUUUUAACCCCACUGAAGGCAUUGAGCGUUCUGAGAACAGCAGAGAACCCGUUGCUUUUUUAUAUGGAUUUUGACAGUUAUGAGACACGGCAUGGCACUGAGUUUGAUGCCCAAAUGCUUUGUUUUUAAAAAAUCAGGGCACCCAAAACCCGCGGUCUCACAGACCACCUAGAGGCCAGGGUGCAGGGAGUCGAGGUAACACCAUUGUAUGAUAUGAAGGUAUAACAGGCCUAAUAAUUUGCUGACAAACUGGUGCUAAUCGAACUUAGAUCUACUUCAGAGCAGCUCUUCUGGUCAGUUUGCUGAAUUCGCAGAGUAACCGUAACGCUGAGCUUCUCGGCUGGUCCGGAAGGCUUUUCUCGUUGGGCACUGGGCUGCGAGCAGGACUGCUCUCCAUGUUUUCUGAGAGAAAGAGAGAAAAGUACCUAUUUGCUCGUGAGGAGAACCGCCGACAUUCGACUUCCAACUGUACACAUUUUAGCGAGCGCGCGCUACCGUCUCCCCGCGCACGAGGGCGCCGUCGGGCAAGUCAGCGCGCUCCAAAAAAGCGUGCCUCUGUCGAAAGUAACUUGUGAGUUUUCCCCGAUAACCCAGCAAACUCUUCGGAAAACGCUGCGUUUUCCAUUACUUGUCAAAGCGCGCGUGGGCAGUUGUUUUAUAUAUAUAUCUAUAUAUUAAAAAAAACCCACACACACACACAGAGCCAUAACUAGCUUCGUGGUGGGCGCGCGCCACUCGCCCGCGGCGCUUAGCAACACGCGCGCGUUCUGUUUGUGGAAACCGGGCCGCUCAGUUCGGCCCCGACGCUCACAGUCGGCAGAAGAUGGACCCCCGCGACGAGUCUGAGUGGAAAACACGACCUGAGGACCGGAUCCGUCAGUUAACGGAGGAGAAUGUGCAGCUCCGGGACAAAAAUGAGAUCCUCUUGAGAAAACUGGGAGAUGUGCAGGACAAGGUGGACCAGGCAGCGGGGCUGGAAACAAACCUCUCCGCCAAACUGAUCUCCGCCGAGGAGGAAAAACUGAAGAUCUCUAGGGACCUUGUUGAGCUGCAGAUAAAGACCAACAAACUGAGGGAGCAAUAUGAGGAAGAGACUUUUCAGCUCAAAAAUAAGAUUCUGUUACAGGAAAGCCAUCUCGCAGAACUGGAGAUGGACAGGGACAGACUGCAGAGGGACGUCCGGUCCGCCAGGGAGUAUUUGCAGGCAGCUGAGAAGAACCACAAAGAUCUGGUCGAUGAGUACAUAACCCUGAAGAGCAACCACCUGGCUCUGACGCAGGAGCACGAACGGCUGGGAUUGCGGAACGCAGAGCUGCUGGGGCUGGUCCAGGAGAGGCCCGGUCGUUUCCAGGGUGACCAGGGACAGGCCAGUUCUGAGACUGACCGGGUCAAGCUUCUCGGAAAGCAGGAGGAAACGGAAGAGGAGCUGGACAGGAUAAAGAAGAGUUAUGAGGAGCAGCAGCGCCGACUAGAGGAAAAAGUGGUGGCCAUGGGAAAGGAGCAGCGGGAGAACAAAGCGGCCAUUCGCAACACCCAGAAAAAGCUGGCAGAGCAAUCUGUAGCUUUGCUGAGCUCACAGACUCAGCUGGAGGAUGUACUGUCGGAGAACUCCAGGCUGCAGCUCCGGGUGAAGGAGCUGAGCGAGGAGUACAGGGCUCAGCUUGUGAGCUACCUGCACGACCUGGCAGAGUAUGCUGAUGGCCCAGGAGCCAAGAAGACACCAGAGAAGAAGCAGAUGAAGAAGUUUGUGGACAGCAUGCUGCAGGACAUCAGGGCUUCCUACAGGUCCCGAGAGGAGCAGCUGGCCAGCGCCACACGGGCCUACAAAAAGAGGCUGCAGCGGGUGAUCCGGGAGCACGAGGCCUUACUGAUCGCCUACAGGAUGCAGAGAGAGCAGAUCCUGGCCCUAGGUGAGCAGGGUUCGGACCCGGGGCCCCCGGCGGGUCACUUCAGCCUGACGGAGGGCUCUCAGCAGCCCGAUCUGAGUCAGGAGCUGCACAGGUUCUGGGAGGACAAGGCGAGUCUGGACAUUCAGCAGCAAGAAGCUCUGGAGCAGAAGAACAUGCCUUUUGACCCCCCUCAAAGUGUCACCUUCCAUGCAGAACUCGGCAAUACGAGGCCAGGAAACUGGGCCAAAGUCACAGAAAAGGGCUGGACUGAUAUCAGGAAGGAGCUGAGGGCAUUUACCUACAGCACCCUGGAGGCCCUGGAAAGGGAGCGCGUCCAGCUGAUCGCUCGGGCAUCAGCCGCGGAGGGGUGGGUGGCGGAGCUCCAGGAGUACGUUGAUAAGCACUUGAGCAGGUACAAGGAGGAGAUCCUACGUCUGCGCCGGCUGCUGGCUCUAGAAGGUGGCCGUCCGCACGGUGCCGCCGAUCCAGAACCGGCUGCUUUACAGCCUUCCGAAGGAGUCACCGGUCAAGAGCUGUUUGGGAUGUGACCGGGUGACCUAUGACCUUCAAUCAGAAAGUCCAGACAGCAGCUGCAACUGCUUAUACUGAGAGAAAGACCACAGUGGGACCUGAUCGGCACUUUAAAAACACACACUUUAUUAAACUGGAACAUUCUUCUUCCUGUGGUGGUGGGCAGCCCAUGGGCCGCGAUGUCCACGAUGACCACAAUAGCCACAAGUGGAUGUUUUGCAAAAGUGUCUGGCCAAUUCAGUUUAGGUGAACAAAUUUAUUGUUAGAAAUAUUUUCACCUCUUUUAUUUUUUGCAUUUCUAUUAUGCAUGUCACCCGUGCAACAGCGUUAACAACUAAUGCAUAAAAAUGUUUUCAGACUCAAUGCAAAAUAAAUGUAAAGUGCAACAUAAAAUGAAAGCUUUUUUUGAUGGGGUGAAAU